AUGCCCAGUCGUGUCGACGCCGUAUCGAAACUCGAGUUCAGCGAACCCCCGACCGCGAUGAACACGACAUCACGACCCCGGCUUGGCCGGUGGUCAAGUACACUGCGCACCUAUCUUCGUCAAGCGCACACGGGUCGAAGCCAGGCCUGCCAGGGCCCCGAAGGCCACGGAGAAAAGAUCUGGGUUUUUCGACACCGGAGAUCCGACCAAAUAAUCUACUCUUUUGAGGAGAGGCUGGACGUGCCGCCGCAGGGAUUCCACGCACUGAAGCAGCUGCCUUUCAACGGCAAAAAGACAAAGCCAGCCAAGCUCCGAAAAGACUACUGGUCCCCAAUGGCCUUGAUUCAGUUUCCCAAGGGCCGGGGGGCCGUCGGGCGUUCCGUCUACCAGAGACUACGCGAAUUGAAGCACCUGCACGAGGUGUCUUGGACCGACGCAUUUCGAUACAAGUCGGCCCAAGAAUUUACUGCCGCAGACGAGAAGAGAAUUGCGGACGAAAAGGCUGCGGGGAACGAGUACAAGCCGGUGCGAAGCAAAGCGGAAAGAGGAAUUGCAUUAAACGCGCAAAAGACAAAUUCUAUUGCUGACAUGGCGGCUGUUUUGGCCGGUUAUGGAAACGGGAACGCAAUCGCUACAGCAAACUCUGUUACCGACGGUCAGCCUCAUCUUGUUCAGGUUUCUAUUAGCUGGGCGAACGAUCAGGAUAAGGACUACGCCGAGGCGUGGUCCAAGAACGUCACGCACGGGCUCUUGGAUGAGCCAGCCUACACUUCUGGGAACGAGGCGGAGUCUACGGCCUAG
Messenger RNA from Metarhizium album ARSEF 1941, 801 nucleotides. RefSeq lists its product as uncharacterized. The record is from RefSeq and is a predicted model, not a curated record. Gene Ontology annotation, cellular component: mitochondrial large ribosomal subunit; nucleus. Gene Ontology annotation, molecular function: structural constituent of ribosome; DNA strand exchange activity; single-stranded DNA binding. The transcript is spliced from 2 exons. The coding region runs from base 1 to 801 and encodes 266 amino acids. NCBI's taxonomy places the organism in Eukaryota, Fungi, Ascomycota, Sordariomycetes, Hypocreales, Clavicipitaceae. Gene Ontology annotation, biological process: DNA recombination; positive regulation of mitochondrial DNA replication.